AUGAAUUUUUUCUCAAUCUUUCUUAUUUUAGUAAUAUGUCAAGGCCUGUUCGAGUUUUCGGAUGCAACACCGGUUCCCAAAAAGCAUCACGGCCACAAAAAUACCGAAACUCCCAAGCAUCCUCACGAGAAUAAUAGCGAACACCCCAAGAAGAACGAGCACCCCAAGAAGAACGAGCACCCCAAGAAGAACGAGCACCCUGAGAGGAAGAACGAGCAUAAAAGUGCAGGAAGUCCCCAGAAGUCUCAAAAGCAGGAACACACCGAAAAGCCGAAAAAAGACGAAAUUGGCGAAACUGGUCCACCAAAAGACUUGUUUGACAGCCAACUUAAACAAGACUAUGGCGGCUCAAUGUCUGUUUUUGAGGGAGCUUUUCAGGCAGAAUAA
Messenger RNA from Puccinia graminis f. sp. tritici CRL 75-36-700-3, 387 nucleotides. RefSeq lists its product as uncharacterized. The transcript has 2 exons. The coding region runs from base 1 to 387 and encodes 128 amino acids. The record is from RefSeq and is a predicted model, not a curated record. Lineage: Eukaryota; Fungi; Basidiomycota; Pucciniomycetes; Pucciniales; Pucciniaceae.